Zerene cesonia (dogface butterfly) is the source of this 1689-nucleotide messenger RNA. Its product is annotated as ATP-dependent RNA helicase DDX18-like. Gene Ontology annotation, molecular function: RNA helicase activity; ATP binding; nucleic acid binding. The record is from RefSeq and is a predicted model, not a curated record. Gene Ontology annotation, cellular component: nucleolus. Gene Ontology annotation, biological process: maturation of LSU-rRNA from tricistronic rRNA transcript (SSU-rRNA, 5.8S rRNA, LSU-rRNA). NCBI's taxonomy places the organism in Eukaryota, Metazoa, Arthropoda, Insecta, Lepidoptera, Pieridae. The transcript has 9 exons. Bases 219 to 1613 code for a protein of 464 amino acids.
AGCACAGCUGACAAUUAUAAUUUUUAAGGUUAUGUUGUUUAUUUAUUUUAAGCAAUCAUUAAUAAUAAAGGAAUAUGAUAAAUAAUAAUCUACAUAUUUUGUGUUAGUAAAGGAAUUAAUUAACUUAAUAUACUCGUACCGUGUUCCUUCCGUUGAGAGCCGUAAACAGUUCCAUAAAAUUUCGAAAUUGGGUACCUAGUGGUUUAUUAAACAUAAAGAUGAACAUAGCUGAUAUUAUAAGUCGAUCCAAUUUUUCAAUGCUUGAAGGAAAGGUUGACAGUCGAAUCAUCAGUUCUAUAAGAAAAAUGGGAUUUGACAAACCCACAGAAAUUCAAGCGAAAGUUUUACCUCACAUGUUACUUGGAUUAGACGUUAUAGGCGCAGCUAAAACUGGAAGUGGUAAAACUUUAGCUUUCCUUGUGCCAGUGAUUAAUAGUUUACUAAAAUUUAAUUUUAACAAAAAUAUUGGUACAGGUUGUUUCAUAAUUUCCCCAACAAGGGAGCUGGCAUUGCAAACAUAUGGAAUUUUAAAAAAGUUACUAGACAAUAUUAAUUUAACACAUGCAUUGAUUGUUGGCGGUGUGAAGAAAAAAAAAGAAUUGUUAUUGCUGCAACAAGGUGUUAACAUAGUGGUUGGAACACCAGGCAGAUUAUUGGAUCAUUUGGAAAAUACGGAAGAAUUUAAUUGCAAAAAUCUAAAAUGCUUAAUUCUGGAUGAAGCUGACAAAUUACUUGAAGCUGGAUUUGAGAAGCAUAUAAUGGGUAUAAUAAAACUGUUGCCAAAAAAUAGACAGACAGGACUCUUCAGUGCAACCAUAGAUGAUAAAGUAAGAAACUUGGCCACAAUAGUGUUGAGAGAAAAUCCAAUUUUAAUAUCAGUGAGAGAUGAAAAACAGUCUACAGUAACAGGGCUUCAACAAGGUUAUUUCAUAUGCCCUGUUGAAAAAAGAAUACCUUGGCUAUUCAAAAUGUUAAAAAAGGCGAAAAAGUUUAAAUUAUUAGUGUUCUUCUCAUCAUGUAAGUCAGUGGACUUUCAUUACGAAUUCUUCAGAGUGCACUGCAAAGCCCCUGUCUUGAGUAUACAUGGAAAGCUGAGUCAAUCUAAAAGAAAAGAAGCGUUCCAAAAUUUUGUAGAAGCUAAAAGUGGAGUGCUAUUUUGUACUAAUGUAGCAGCAAGGGGUUUAGACAUUCCAGCAGUUGAUUGGGUUGUGCAGUAUGAUCCACCAACAGAUGUCAAGGAAUAUAUUCAUAGAGUAGGACGAACAGCGCGGGGAUUAAAUAGUACUGGUAAUGCUGUAAUCGUAUUAAGGCCUGAAGAGGAAAGCUUUGUUGAAUUUCUAAAGAAAGAAAAAGUAUAUUUAGAUAAAUAUACAUUUGAUUCACCUCGAGAGGAUGUACAGGAAAUGCUUGAAGACCUAAUAAAAAAUAAUGGUGUUAUGAGACUUUUAGCUCGUAAAGCUUAUUUGUCAUUUCUAAGGUGUUAUAAGAAACAUUCUUUGAAUAAAGUUUUUAACAUCAAUAAUUUGGACUUGAAAUUAGCAGCUAAAUCAUUUGGCUUUUUGGAACAGCCACAUGUUGAUCUUUUAAAUAAUAAGCCCAGAAAGACAAGAUGACAUCGAUGAAAAUGAAUAUAAAUAUGUACACUGAUAUGUUGUUAUAAUACUUGUUACAAUAAAAAUAAAAUGUUUU